CUUGAGGCACUUGAAGAGGGAUCACUGACCAUCUCUCCGCACGAGGCCCUUUCGUCUGCUGGCAGGACUCCCUUCGAAUAUUUCGAACGCCCGAAUGGCAUAUACCCAGACACUGAGCCCUCAGUCGAUGCACCAGCAGUACCGUGACGUUCACACGUCGGGUUCACCAAUACACCACCCACGGCAGCCGUCGAAACAGCGAUUCGUUGCAGAGCUAUCGCAAUGCCUGUUCGACUUUGUCAUCCAGCUGCUCCCUACCGCAGAAGAAAUGGCCGUAAAGGAGGAUGUGCGCAAGCUGCUGGAGAGACUCAUUCGCACGAUCGAGCCGGACAGUAGACUCUUAUCCUUUGGGAGCACUGCAAACGGAUUCAGCCUUCGGAAUUCUGACAUGGACCUUUGCUGUCUCAUCGAUUCCGACGAACGUUUGGCCGCUUCCGACCUUGUAACCAUGCUAGGCGACCUUCUUGAGCGUGAAACCAAAUUCCACGUCAAGCCUCUACCCCAUGCUCGAAUACCAAUCGUUAAACUCACCCUCGAUCCAUCACCAGGUUUACCCUUGGGAAUUGCUUGUGACAUAGGUUUCGAGAACAGGCUGGCGUUGGAAAAUACACGACUACUCAUGUGCUACGCCAUGAUAGACCCAACGCGUGUCCGAACACUGGUAUUAUUUCUCAAAGUGUGGAGUAAACGCCGGAAAAUAAACUCUCCCUACAAGGGUACCUUGUCAUCCUAUGGAUACGUUCUCCUUGUAAUCUACUUCCUCGUCCACGUCAAAAACCCCCCAGUAUUACCAAAUCUUCAGCAAAUGCCCCCUCUACGUCCAAUUUCGAAGGAAGAUACUCAUCUAGGAGACUACAAUACUUGGUUCUUCGAUGAUAUUGACCUGUUACGGCAACGUUGGCGUUCCGAAAAUAUGGAGACUGUUGCAGAACUGUUAAUUGAUUUCUUCCGGUACUAUUCUCGCGACUUCUUGUACAAUACGGGCGUGGCUUCCAUUCGGGCCGGACUUAUAAAAAAGGACAGCAAGGGAUGGCAAAACGAUCUCUCUGCCGGGCGUUUCAACGAUGCACGAGAACGAAAUCGAUUUUGUAUUGAGGAUCCUUUCGAAACCGAUUUUAACGUGGCUAGAUGUGUCACCAAGGAUGGCUUAUAUACAAUCCGCGGUGAAUUCAUGCGAGCAUCAAGAGUCCUUGCCGCACGCCCAGAACGUGCUAUUCUGGCUCUCGCCGAGCUUUGUGAGGAGCGCAAAGAUGAAGACUUAGUUUCAGCGCCAGCCCCUCGAUUAUCGAACCUUCCUCCGCAGACUCCAUAUAGUGUUGGAAGUCAGUCCAUGCGACCGAAAGGCGGUUCUGAUCGGUUUUCCCCGCCAACGCAUUUCUCGGAGCCGAGUGGUCGAUCUCCGCCAGUUGUAAUCCGACCUCCUCCAGAGCAUAUGGCACCCAAACGAGGGAAAUGGACCAGCCCUCCUCCACCGGAGGCGCCAUCUGCGGAUCACACCCUUUUCGAAAACCAACUCGAAAACGGGCUUUCGUUGGCGACCGCGUCUACAGAAGCGCGCGAACGGGAGGAGGCACAGAAUGACUCUUCCAGUGAAGUCCUCACCGAUGAAGAUCGCUCUGACGCUACCGAGUCUGACGAUGUUCGAUCGGUUCGCUCUUACACUGAAGGAUCGAUCUCCAAUCAUGGUGUCCGUCGAUCGCCUUGGAUGCCGCCGUCGAGACUGGGUCCUGUCCAUCUCGACUCUGGUGCCGAUGCCUCAUCCAAACUUAUAGCAGGCGCACGGGGACGGUUUCACCGUCUGGAGCGCUUGAGUGAAUCUUCACCCACAUCUUCGAAAGUCACGCUUGAUAACUUUUCUGCCGGACCCAAGACUGAUCCUUCUAAACGGUCUUCGUCCGCACGACCACUGAGAGGCUCUCUCUGGUCAUCUGCGGCCUUAACCUCUCCAAUUCCAUCCUCUCCUGACUCUCCAGUUGACCGACAUCUUUCAGAUUCCACUACUGUGUAUUAUCAAACCGGCACGACCAGAUCGCCUCGUCCAAAUGUUCUAUACCCCCCUCUCGGAUCACAUUCGCCUUUGCUUUCGCAAUACCAGCAGCAUAAUCAAUAUUACAUGGCAUCUAUUCCGCAUGAUAUUUAUUCUUCCAGCCUCCCGCCUUUGUUAUCAUCUGUACAUUCGUCAAGCGGCAUUGCUAUUCCUUACGAGGAUGAAAGGACUCAUGGCAAGUCCUCAGGAGGUCUGGAUACCCCAACUCCAUCGACCGCAAAUACCAAAUCGCAUGCACAUUCGCAUUCGACUUCGACUAUCACUGCGUCCACGCCGCCUUCUCACAUUUCUACGUUUCCCCACACUACUGUAGUCCAUAGUUCUCCCACCAUUUCUUCUAAAACCGCCUCCUCACGACCACCCCCGCAAUCCCUCAAGACACUUUCUCCGAGGAUCAAUACUGAUGGCGAAGAUGUUUGCUCGAACUCGAACGGCAGCUCGCCGACUUCCUCUUCGACCGGAUAUGAUGCGUCAGGAUCGCGGUCGCCGUCACCGCAAGAUCCAUCUACACCGUUAUCACCACCACUAACCGCCCCAUCAAUACCGGACUGUGUUUCACCGACACAUUCGCACCUGAUAUCUGACGGUGCAAGCUUAGCCGCUAAAUUAUCUGACCUGCAAGGGGACCACACUGAUAAUACUGACACCGAUAAGCCUGUUGUCGAGAAACGAUAGCAUCCAUUCAUUCCAUCGCCAUUUCGCUACCAUCCUGUUGCUCUCAGCAGCCAGUCUUUCCUUUGUGGUGCGAAAACAAGCCAACCAACAUCCUUGAAUAUAUACGGUAUAUUUCUGACGCCGUCCCCAUCCAUGAUCCAUUAUGGCCAGUGCUAUGUCUGCCACCUUUUCCUUUUCUUAUUCCUGCUACCCUAUUCCGUGCACCAUGCAGUAUUACUAGUAGAAUUUCGUAGCCUCAGGCAUGCUCUGCUUUUUGAUAUUUGGAUUUCUCAUGUAACCAUAA
This is a messenger RNA of Desarmillaria tabescens, 3005 nucleotides long. RefSeq lists its product as uncharacterized. Lineage: Eukaryota; Fungi; Basidiomycota; Agaricomycetes; Agaricales; Physalacriaceae. The transcript is spliced from 10 exons. Bases 95 to 2722 code for a protein of 875 amino acids. Gene Ontology annotation, biological process: RNA 3'-end processing. The record is from RefSeq and is a predicted model, not a curated record. Gene Ontology annotation, molecular function: nucleotidyltransferase activity.